AUGUUGGCAUCACAAACAGAUUGGUUAAAUUUAAAACCAAGGGAUGUCUUUGAGGACCUAGAGUGUUGUAAUACGGAAGCAGAACUCUAUUUUCUGGAAAAGUCUAUGCUCAAAAGGCCAUCAAGAUCACUUCAAAGAAUUCAUAUAGUGUCUUCAAAAAAAGAAAAGAAAGAAUCAAUCAGCCAUAUAAAUAGAAUAGAAUGCGUCCAUAUUUUAGUCCAGCAAGAGAUGCGUCAAAAACAUCAAAAACAGUCAGUCCACCUCAAAAUGGCCCAGAUAAACAAAGAAACAAAUAAACUGGAACAAAUGUCUUACGAAGUGGACAAGCGAGAACUCUUUCAAAGAUCUCAGACGAGUUUCUUUAAUCUUAUAAAGCUAAUCAUCACAAAAUCAGAUUCCACCUCCACAAAAUCCUAUGAAGACUGUACACAGCGUUCCCGCAGCUUUGGAGCUGAUACCAUCGCCGGUUAUGAAGCUGUCGAACUUAAAUUACCGCCAUUUCAACUAAAAUUGAACAGAAAUCCAAAAAUAGGAGGACCAUAG
Echinococcus granulosus is the source of this 543-nucleotide messenger RNA. RefSeq lists its product as hypothetical. The transcript is spliced from 5 exons. Bases 1 to 543 code for a protein of 180 amino acids. The record is from RefSeq and is a predicted model, not a curated record. Lineage: Eukaryota; Metazoa; Platyhelminthes; Cestoda; Cyclophyllidea; Taeniidae.